This is a messenger RNA of Nematocida ausubeli, 744 nucleotides long. RefSeq lists its product as uncharacterized. NCBI's taxonomy places the organism in Eukaryota, Fungi, Microsporidia. Gene Ontology annotation, biological process: CENP-A containing chromatin assembly; DNA replication-dependent chromatin assembly. Gene Ontology annotation, molecular function: histone binding. The coding region runs from base 1 to 744 and encodes 247 amino acids. Gene Ontology annotation, cellular component: nucleoplasm. The transcript has a single exon. The record is from RefSeq and is a predicted model, not a curated record.
AUGGAUAGAAUCCAACAAGAAGUGGAAAAUGAAUACAGCGAUAUUCAAAAAGCAAGGUUACUGAUAGUGCAGAGUGACUUCGCAAGGGCAUCAGAAGUAUAUUCUGAUCUUCUGUCAAAAAUGGCAGAGAAAGAGCAAGAAGAUAGUCUUAAGAUGUGCUUAGUGUACAUAGAGUAUGCCAGGUGUCUUUUGCUUUCAAAUGACAAGCUAGUGAUAAACCCAGAGUUGGAAGAGGACAAUAAUUACUUAGAAGAUCUGAGUAUAGCCUGGGAGCUUUUGGAAAUUGCAAAGAACGUCUUCAAAGCACACAACUUCACAAAUGAAUUAGUAAAGGCGCACCUGCUCCUGAGUGAUAUUUCGCAAGAAACAAACAACUUUACAGAGUCACUUGAAGACCUGGAGGCUGCUUUCUCGCUUAUAAAGGAGAAAGACGCAAAGGACAGCCGGCUGCCUGACAUUGCCUUGCGCAUUGCAUUUGCGUACGAGGCCCUAGAGAACAAAGAGAUGGCCAUAAAAAUGCUGAACAGCAUAAUUGAAAUGCUGGACAGUGCAGAGAAAACACAAGAGACCCUGGAGAUAAUUGAAGAAGUGAAGCAGAAAAUAGAUGAAGUGCAGCACCCAGAGAAGUACAAGCUAGACAUAAAACAGAUGCAGCCAAAGAUAGACAGCUCACAGCCAGUGCAAAAGAUAAAGACCACAAAAUCAGAGACACAUGCACAAAACAGUAGCAAACCAUCUGAAUAA